This is a messenger RNA of Moneuplotes crassus, 528 nucleotides long. The record is from the annotation of a GenBank genome assembly. Lineage: Eukaryota; Ciliophora; Spirotrichea; Euplotida; Euplotidae.
AUGAACAAGAAAUAUGAAAUUAACGAGAAAGAGAUUCCCACUGGUCAGCCGGAUGCUAAGAGAAGCAUUUAUGUUGCUGAGCAGGCAAUCCCUGUUGGGAACAACGGAGAUAUAGAAAACCCUAAUCCACAAGCUCAGAAUGCAGAAUUACAAGGUAUCCCAAUCAAAAGUCAAGGAGCAAGUCCUUACGGUCAAAACGUUAUAACAGCGGAUCAAGGCCCCGACUUUAUCGAUGACCCGGGACAAUUAACCCAUCCGGUUCCUUACGAAUGUAAAUAUUGUCACCACUCUGGUAUAACCAGAAUGAAUGUGGUAGCCACUAAGGAAAAGAAAUUAGUGAUUAUUUUCUUGAUAAUAUUCCUCUGCUGCUGACUAAUUCCCUUUAUGAAACAUCUGGACAGGUACGAACAUUACUGCACCAACUGUGACAAAUGAAUCAUGUAUUACCAAAUCAUGGGGCAUGAUUAAAGCGAGUAAACAUCUAUUGGGAUAGCAAACUUUGAAGGAUUUCAUAGUCUGAAGAUAUUU